This is a messenger RNA of Cicer arietinum (chickpea), 1941 nucleotides long. RefSeq names its product polygalacturonase At1g48100-like. The record is from RefSeq and is a predicted model, not a curated record. NCBI's taxonomy places the organism in Eukaryota, Viridiplantae, Streptophyta, Magnoliopsida, Fabales, Fabaceae. Gene Ontology annotation, molecular function: polygalacturonase activity. Gene Ontology annotation, biological process: carbohydrate metabolic process.
UUAGCAACACAAAGAACCUCUUAAUUAUCUCUUCUCUCCCUCUCUCUUGAACUUCACUCACAUUUUUCAUAUACACUUCUAAAAAUGAGUGGUUUGAGCUUAAAGAGGUUCACAUACAUGUUUCUCAUUGCAUUUAUUAUUUGGUCUUCAAAUUUUGAAGAGUGUAUUGCAAGAAGAGGUAAGCAUUGGAGACAAAACAGAGAAGAGAUAGCUUCUUUGUUGAAGAAGAAAGGAAAUAAUUAUCAUGGCAAUGGACACAACAACCAUAAUGGUGGUGGAAGAUCAAAAUCAAACACUUCUCCACCACCACCGCCACAUAAAACCACUCCCUCACUCUCACCACCACCACCACAAGAUGAAGAUACACCCUCAACUCCACCACCACAAACUUACAAUGGUGGGUCCUCUACCACUUUCAAUGUGUUAGAUUUUGGAGCUAAAGGAGAUGCAAAAAGUGAUGAUACAAAGGCAUUUGAAGCCACAUGGGCUGAAGCAUGUAAGGUAGAAGCCUCAACCAUGCUCAUUCCAGCAGAUUACGUCUUCUACGUGGGGCCCAUUGCAUUCUCUGGCCCGUACUGUAAACCCAAUAUCGUUUUCCAGGUUGAUGGCACCAUUAUUGCACCAACAAACGCAAAUGUUUGGGGCAGAGGAAUACUACAGUGGUUGGACUUUACAAAACUGGUUGGAUUUACCAUUCAAGGAAAUGGCAUCGUUGAUGGAAGAGGCUCGGUAUGGUGGCAAGAUACAACUCCAUAUAAUAAUCCUAUAGAUGAUGAAGAAAAACUCUUGGUCCCUUUAAACAACACAGUUGGAAGGCCACCAAUGCAGAUUGAAAGUGAGCUGGGAGGAAAAAUGCCAGGCAUCAAACCAACUGCACUGAGGUUCUAUGGAAGUAUUAAUCCAACAGUCACAGGCAUAACAAUUCAGAAUAGCCCACAAUGCCACCUCAAGUUUGACAACUGUAAUGGAGUCUUGGUUCAUGAUGUGAACAUAUCAUCCCCUGGUGAUAGCCCUAACACUGAUGGAAUUCAUUUACAGAACUCCAAAGAUGUGUUGAUAUACAAAAGCACUUUAGCUUGUGGAGAUGACUGUAUUUCAAUACAAACUGGAUGCUCAAAUGUAUAUGUACAUAAUGUCAAUUGCGGACCAGGGCAUGGAAUCAGCAUUGGAAGUCUAGGAAAGGAUAAUACCAGAGCUUGUGUCUCAAACAUUACUAUCAGGGAUGUCAACAUGCACAACACAAUGAAUGGAGUCAGAAUCAAAACAUGGCAGGGUGGAUCAGGCUCAGUACAAGGAGUACUAUUCUCAAACAUAAAAGUUUCCGAAGUUCAACUCCCAAUUGUAAUCGACCAAUUCUACUGCGAUAAAAGAAGUUGUACAAACCAAACAUCAGCAGUAUCACUCUCAGGAAUCAACUAUGAAAACAUAAAGGGAACAUACACAGUUAAGCCAGUUCACUUUGCAUGUAGUGAUAGCUUGCCAUGUGUUGAUGUUUCAUUAACAAGUGUUGAGUUAGAACCAGUUCAAGAAAAGUAUCACCUUUAUGAUCCAUUCUGUUGGAAGACUUAUGGUGAACUGAAAACUCCAACACUUCCACCAAUUGGUUGUCUGGAAAUUGGGAAGCCGCCAAAUAAUCGGAUUCAGACAGCUCAUGAUUUGUGUUGAUCAUCAUUGGAAUGUUUAGCUAGCUAGUUAGAUAAAUUAUUAUGUAUAUUAUUAUAUAUAUAUAAGUCUUAUAUUUAAUAGGAAAUUUUUCUUCAUUAGUAUACUGGCCCUGCAAUUAGCAAGAGGUCAAUAAUAGUGUGAUAGGAGAAGGUUUGUUAGCUAAUAUGGUUUUGUGUGAGUGUGAGGUAUUAUUAUACGAGUGAUAGCAUUAUAGCAUAAUAUAUGUAUAGAUGGAAUUAUUAUCCUUAAUACAAUUUCAGAUUUAAGGUACUUAAA